ACUGGACCUGCUGCUGUUUCAGCUUCACUCAGAGACAAAAUGGCUUCCAGAUCAGAGGAUCUCUGCUGUCCGGUCUGUCAGGACGUCUUUAAGGAUCCGCUUGUUCUGUCAUGUAGCCACAGCUUCUGUAAGGAGUGUUUGAUGAACUGGUGGAGAGAGAAACCAGCAACAGAGUGUCCAGUUUGUAAGACCGUAUCGUUGACCAAAGAUCCUCCAGUUAGUCUGACUCUGAAGAGACUCUGUGAAUUUUUCCUACUGCAGAGAGAGCAGAAAGUUUCAGAGGGUCUCUGCAGUCUGCACUCUGAGAAACUCAAACUCUUCUGUCUGGACCAUCAGCAGCCAGUUUGUCUCGUCUGCAGAGAUUCAGAAAAACACUCCAAGCACAGAUUCAGACCCAUCGAUGAAGCUGCUCAGGAUCACAGAGAGAAUCUGAAAACAUUUCUGGAGCCUUUAAAGGAGAAACUGGAGCUGAAGAAGGAAGUUAAAGAGAAGUUUGAUCAGACAGCAGAACACAUGAAGGUCCAGGCCCGACACACAGAGAGGCAGAUUGUUGAGCAGUUUAAGAAGCUUCGUCAGUUUCUAGCAGAGGAAGAGGAGGCCAGGCUGGCUGCACUGAGGGAGGAAGAGGAGCAGAAGAGAGGGAUGAUGAAGGAGAAGAUGGAGGCUCUGAGCAGAGAGAUAGCAGCUCUUUCAGACACAGUCAGAGCCACAGAGGAGGAGCUGAGAGCUGAAGACGUCUCAUUCCUGCACAACUACAAGGCUGCAGUGGAAAGAGUCCAGCGCUGCCCCCUGCUGGAGGAUCCACAGCUGCCCUCAGGAGCUCUGAUAGACCAGGCCAAACAUCUGGGCAACCUGGCCUUCAACAUCUGGAGCAACAUGAAGUGA
Gambusia affinis (western mosquitofish) is the source of this 885-nucleotide messenger RNA. Its product is annotated as E3 ubiquitin-protein ligase TRIM35-like. The record is from RefSeq and is a predicted model, not a curated record. NCBI's taxonomy places the organism in Eukaryota, Metazoa, Chordata, Actinopteri, Cyprinodontiformes, Poeciliidae. Bases 40 to 885 code for a protein of 281 amino acids. The transcript has a single exon. Gene Ontology annotation, molecular function: zinc ion binding.